AUGUUUGCACUGUUUUUCAAUGGUUGUAUAGGAAUAUUGAUGUUUAUAGUUUUUGCAGCAAAGAAAUCCAUAAUAUUAGAAGCUUGGAAAAUAAUAAAAGGCUAUAAAUCAAUAACAUGUUCUCAUUCUGGUGAGGAAAUCGGCUCGAUUGGAACUUCGAGUAUUAACUUUAGACGUAGCGUUGUAUCAGAAAACGUAUCUUCGUUCGAAGACGACAAAAAAUCAGUCAAGAUAACUCUCAAAGAAUGGUUUAAUAAUUUAUAUAAUAAAUAUUUAAAACGCAAUGACUUGGCUUCUAAAAAUAAAUUUAAAGAGUUAGGGAAUUCGAUUUCAAAUAACAACAACAACAAUAAUCAUGUUGGCGGUCACACUACUAUUGUAAUUGGUAAAACGACAGAUCUCAGCACCAUAACGGGAAGGAAAGGUAGUAUUAGUAGUGGUGUUGGUAGUGGUCAAGCAUUGGGCUAUAAUAGUUAUAAUGACAACGAAGAAAGAGCUUCUCGAAACAUUCAUAAUAAUAAUGUUAACAACAGCAUUAAAAAACCUCAUUCUCGUGAUAGUUCUUCACGAUUGAGUAUUAAAAGAAACAGACGUGACAAAUCUUCAUCUGAUUCAUUAUCAUUACACAUGUCAACUCCAGAAAUGGCAAGGGCAUCUUUUGGUUUAGGUAACAACUCUUUGUCGUCAGUUUCCUCCAUAUCAACAUCAAAUAGAAGAUCUGAUGGUAGUGACGAUGGCGACACAAAUAAUUUACCAUCAUCAUCUUCAUCAAAACAAGUUUCCAACACCAUCACUAUACCUGAUAAUGACGAUGAUACAAAAGAUCUUCAAAUUCAAGACGCUGAAAGCACAAUGUUAGACUGUACAUGGUUAUUAGGAUGUUACACGAACAAUAUAUUAAAAUUCGAUUGGCCAAUUCAAUUUCUUUUGAUAAAAGAAUUUUUUAUUGAAAUGACACAAAUCAAUUCCAAAAAAUUGUUACAACCAUUAACAGCAUUUACAAUGGCAAUAAUAGUUGGUUUAUAUGUUAAAUAUGCUAUAAAUGAAUCAAGAAGACAAUCAGAAACUAGGAAAAAAAUAAAGGAUGACGAGAGUAAACAAAAAAGAUAA
Messenger RNA from Entrophospora sp. SA101, 1110 nucleotides. Lineage: Eukaryota; Fungi; Glomeromycota; Glomeromycetes; Entrophosporales; Entrophosporaceae. The record is from the annotation of a GenBank genome assembly.